CGCCCCCGCGCGCGUGACGCGGGCCCGUUUUCCCGCCCCGCCGCUCCCCUCUUCCCGCGUGUGCGGUGCCCGCUCCCGGUUUCCGUUCCCGCUCCGCCGCUCUGCGGGCGCGGGGCGCGGCGCGGAGCCAUGUCGGCGGCGCCGCGGGGCUGCGGCGGGGCCCCGCGGGGCCGGGCCGGCGACAAGCAGUGCUCAUGGGCUUCCUACAUGACCAACUCCCCGACGCUGAUCGUGAUGAUCGGGCUGCCUGCGAGGGGCAAGACCUACAUGUCCAAAAAGCUCACCCGCUACCUCAACUGGAUCGGGGUGCCCACCAAAGUGUUCAAUUUAGGGGUGUACCGGCGCGAGGCAGUGAAGUCCUACAAGUCCUACGACUUCUUCAGGCACGACAACAAGGAGGCCAUGGAAAUCCGCAAACGCUGUGCCCUGGUGGCUCUGGAGGAUGUGAAGUGUUAUCUCCUGGAGGAGUGCGGGCAAAUAGCUGUGUUUGAUGCGACCAACACGACUCGGGAGCGCCGGGACCUGAUCUUAAAUUUUGCCAAGGAAAAUGCUUUCAAGGUGUUUUUCGUGGAGUCUGUCUGUGAUGAUCCAGAGGUCAUCGCUGCCAAUAUCCUGGAGGUGAAAGUUUCCAGCCCUGACUACCCGGAGAGGCACAGGGAGAAUGUGAUGGACGAUUUCCUGAAGAGGAUCGAGUGCUACAAGGUCACCUACCAGCCUCUGGACCCUGAUGUUUAUGACAAAGAUCUUUCCUUCAUUAAAGUGAUCAACGUGGGCCAGCGGUUCCUGGUCAACCGAGUGCAGGACUACAUCCAGAGUAAAAUUGUCUAUUACCUGAUGAACAUCCACGUGCAGCCACGCACCAUCUACCUGUGCCGGCACGGGGAGAGCGAGUACAACCUGGUGGGCAGGAUUGGAGGGGACUCUGGCCUCUCAGCCAGGGGGAAGCAGUUUUCCCAGGCACUGAAGAAGUUCAUUGAGGAGCAGGAGAUCGUGGACCUGAAGGUGUGGACGAGCCAGCUGAAGAGGACAAUCCAGACAGCAGAGUCCCUGGGGGUGCUCUACGAGCAGUGGAAGAUCCUCAACGAGAUCGAUGCUGGGGUCUGUGAAGAAAUGACCUAUGCAGAAAUUGAAGCCAAGUAUCCAGAAGAGUUUGCCAUGAGGGAUCAGGAGAAAUAUCUUUAUCGUUAUCCUGGAGGGGAGUCCUACCAGGACUUGGUGCAGCGCCUGGAGCCAGUAAUUAUGGAGCUGGAAAGGCAAGGCAACGUCCUGGUGAUCUCCCACCAGGCUGUUAUGAGGUGUCUCGUGGCUUAUUUUCUUGACAAGAGUGCAGAUGAGCUGCCCUACCUGCGCUGCCCCCUCCACACCAUCCUCAAGCUCACACCUGUUGCCUAUGGCUGCAAGGUGGAGACAAUUACCCUGGAUGUGGAAGCAGUGAACACCCACCGGGACAAACCCUCCCUCAUCUCAGUGAUUCCCUCUGUGUGGGAUCAGCACGACCUCCCCAGCAGGCAGAGCCCUGUGAGGAUGAGGAGGAACAGCUUUACCCCGCGGGCCAGCGCCGACACCGUAAAGCGCCCGCGGCACCACAGCCUGGGCAGCAAACCCCUCCAUCUGCUGGGGCCUCUCCCAUCCCUGGAAGCUCGAGGGCCUUUCCCACCCCUGGAAGCUCGAGAAGGGGCUGAGCAGCCACAGCUGGAAGUCACUGUCCAGCCUCCAGAGGGAAAUGCUUGCCUCUGAGUACCACUGCAAGCAGCUUGGGUGUGCUCUCUUUGGGAGAAUGGCUGCUUGAGCAGUGUAGGGGUUCCUGCUUUCCCCUUGGAUCCAUCCAGCUGGGAAUUCCAGGACUGGAGCACCCCUGGGCACCGUGAGCCACCCUGGCCAGUACUUGCCUUGAACUGUGAUUUUAGAGCCUGUCUGUGUCUUUUCUUUCCAAAUGCUGCAAUGUCUGUCCACGGGGCUGGAGAAGAUUUCCUGUGGAGAUUUUUCCAAGCUGCUUUGAACGCUCGUAAGCCAACGCGUCGCCGGCUGUUGAAAUAGUGUCCCACGUCUUUCCUCCUGGCCAGGAGCCAAAAUUAACCACAGUGGGAGGACAAAAUAGUCAUGGUUUUACUCACUGAGGCAGCUUUUCUUCGGAAAAGGCAUUUCCAGGCCAAAUCCCCGAGGUUUUAUUUCUCCAUUUCCAAGUUAUGUCCAAGUUAUUUCCAAGUUCAGACUCAAUUUUUUUCUGGUUUUCAGCCACCCAGGGAGCUCCAGGUAGGGUUUGACUUCCCCUCCUUGAGUGCUGGUGUGAAUCCCCCAAUCUGAGCCAGUUCCUUUUUGCCUGGGUGCUUGUUCCAGGCUUCUGCUUGGAUGUGACACCCAGAUCAGCACAUCCAUCCCACGGGCUGCCUCCUGUGAGGGGCAGAUGGGAAUGAACCCUCCUGCCCCUCUCUGGAAGCAGCACAGCUCCCAGUGCUUUAAAUCCCACCUCAAGCCCUAUUUUAGCUUCUCCUCCCUACCUAAAUUCCAUCCUCUCACUCAUUUUUCCUGCAUUUUGGGGGUGUUUUAUCCAUUUACCCCAGAAAAUGGGAGCGUGGCUGGGACCAGCAGGGCUCCUGGGCAUGGUUUGCAGGAAGCACAAGGUUUUUAAAAGGUUUCUUUAUUUUACACCAAAUUUUAGGCCCACAACGAGCUUUUAACUUGCCUAUGAAUAAGCUGUGAAUGUUCCCAAUGCUGCCUUUCAUAGUUUUAAGCUGUUGUAGAGUUUGGAGCACAGGUUGGUGCAGCUCUGUGUCUUAACUGAAAUCCUUCCCUUAAAUCCCCACCAAACCCCAAAUUUUCAGUUCUCUCCCACAAUUCUUGACUUGCAUUUUGCCAAACUCCAUUUUACCCCACUCCAGCUGUUCUUGCAAUAAGGGCAGCACCCUCAGGUUGGGUGAAGAAAGGAACAUUUGGGUACAGAGCAGGAGGCUGCUCUGGACCUGCUGUUCCAGGUGACUCCAGGAUUUCUCUGAGCAGUUCUGGGCCCCAGAAGUUGCUUAUUUUAAAUGUGUAAAUAAAUGUUGGAUAUACCCACAGCAGGGAAACUGUGCCCUGGCUGUGGAGGAGCUCAGCAACUCCAGAGUUUGAGGCUUAACCUGGCCAUUUUGAGCUCUAACUUGGUUGUUUUAAACACUCCCAGAGCUGUAAUUUGAUGAAACUGAGAUAGAGAGGACCAAGGCACAAAUCUGGACCCCUCAGGAUUUCUGAGGAGCAGAAAAAUGUGUUGAUCUAAAGCGAUUGUGCCACAGAGGGGUGAAAUUUGGUGGUGAGAAAUUGAGUUUUUAUUAGUUUUUCUCCUCAGGGUUUUCCUCCCCAGGUCUGGUUUUGGGUUUUAAAUGUUUUUGUGCUUAAAAAUAAACCAGAAAAAAAGAAAUGUUGAAGGAAGAGAUUCAGAGGCUGUCCAUGGCAGUCCUCAGUGCCACACUCCAAAGUGCUCUGAACGCACAAACCCGUCCUUGUCAGGCUGGCUGCCCUGACCAAACCCCUCCUGCUCUGUGGAAAAAGGAGUGGAAGAUGCACUGUAGGAUGUUUACGCACAAAAAUGCUGGGAUAACUUGCUGAAGAGUUCAUGAAGUUCAUGUCACUGAGCAGUAAAUGAUUGUAAGGAGACAAAAAUCUAUAUUUUUACCUGCUGGGAUUUGUGAAUGUUGCUGUUGAUGUGUUGUUGGGGGUUGUGAGGGUUUUUUUUUUUUAAUCACUGCUGAAAAUCAGGUGUUCUGCAGUUUGGGUCAGUGGCUGGGGGUCCCUUUUGGGGCUGUGGGAUGGAAUUUCAUCCUUCUCUGCAGCGUUUGUGCCUCAGUGCUUUAAUUAAAGCUUUUUCCUCCUGCA
Messenger RNA from Passer montanus (Eurasian tree sparrow), 3849 nucleotides. RefSeq names its product 6-phosphofructo-2-kinase/fructose-2,6-biphosphatase 2 (gene PFKFB2). The record is from RefSeq and is a predicted model, not a curated record. The coding region runs from base 130 to 1737 and encodes 535 amino acids. The transcript is spliced from 16 exons. NCBI's taxonomy places the organism in Eukaryota, Metazoa, Chordata, Aves, Passeriformes, Passeridae. Gene Ontology annotation, cellular component: cytosol. Gene Ontology annotation, molecular function: 6-phosphofructo-2-kinase activity; fructose-2,6-bisphosphate 2-phosphatase activity; ATP binding. Gene Ontology annotation, biological process: fructose metabolic process; fructose 2,6-bisphosphate metabolic process.